UGCAAACUUCGAGAGUUCGCAUCGUCCACAAAGGUGGAAGGAACACCGAAGCCCUCCCCUGCACCCUACUCCCUACCCACCUCGCCGGAGGAGAACCGAAGCCGCCGCUGCCGCCGCCCGCCCCCGUGAAAUGGACACGGUGGGCGCCCGGCUGAGCCGCUCCUCCACGCGCUAUGGCCCCGUCGGCAGCAGCAACGCCUCCUUCAGUGGGCCCGUCAGGAAGUGGCGCAAGGCGUGGGCCCCUCUCGCCGGCGGCGGCGCGGGGUCCGCCUCCGCCGGUAUGGGUCCCAUUGGGUGCCCAAGGGGUAACAAGGUGGUGCUGCUCAAGUGGGCACCGGUGAGCGGUGCCGGCGACGGUAACGGCAAGGAGGUCGCCGCGGCGGCCACCAGACGGCGAUACGUUCCGGUUUCGGGUGUGCCACAGAACCCUACCAGAAAAGGCGGCAGCACCGAGCUGAACUUGAACCUUGGUUUGGAGGACCCGGAUGAUGACAGCGACGCUGAUUUGAGCCCAGACGAACAGCGUGACAUGGGCAGCACCCCGCGUUCGGAGAACCGACUGAAGAGGAAAGUGUUUUAACCGUCGACCUCGGAUACUAGUAGAACCUAAGCAGCAGCAGCUCCAUGUUCCACAUGAGUUAUGCACCAUCUUUGCGAUGCGAGGUCCCUGGAGUAGCCUUAUAAUUAUUAGUAUGUAGCUUGUAUCUGCUGUGCUUCCGUGUUUCAGUAGAUGAAUUGAUGUUGUUUCAUGCCAAUUGGGAGGCUUAUUGCCUUGUUAUUGUUGUAUUAAUGUCAUGAACUUGUGAGGAAACUGGUAGUGUACUGUGUACCAGCACGUUGUUCUAUGGAAUCCUUUUCAGUCGUGA
Messenger RNA from Aegilops tauschii subsp. strangulata, 866 nucleotides. RefSeq lists its product as uncharacterized. NCBI's taxonomy places the organism in Eukaryota, Viridiplantae, Streptophyta, Magnoliopsida, Poales, Poaceae. The record is from RefSeq and is a predicted model, not a curated record.